AUGGCACCUCCUCCACCCCCUUUGCCCGGAAUGGCACCUCCACCACCUCCUCCUUUACCAUUCAUGGCACCUCCUCCACCUCCUUUGCCCGGAAUGACACCUCCACCACCUCCUCCCUUCCCGGGAUUGAAGUCUCCAGACCUACUUUUGGUAUCGGAGAAAGCUACUCAAUCAUUAACAACAUUGUCAUCGUCAAUGGAAUUGAUGGGACUUGGUACAACUAUUGCGAAUAUUACUGAUGGUUAUCGGACAACACCUACAAGAAGAAUAAGUAACAAUAUUAAAUACUACUCAUUACCAAAAACCAAAAUGAAGACUUUGAACUGGACCAAGGUCAACAACCAAUAUUUAGACAAUUCCGUUUGGUCGUCAGCAGACCCUCCUAACUUAAAUAUAAACUUCAGGAAAAUUGACGAACUUUUUUGUCAAAAACCCAGAGCAAAAUCUUCACCUGCAGUUUUGUCGUCCAACGGUGUUUCCAAAACGAACGUCGUGAAUAUAUUAGACAAUAAUCGGAGUUUAGCGAUCAACAUAAUGCUGAAACAGUUUAAAUCCGGUUCACAUGAAAUUUUAGAAGCGCUCCAAAAUGGGACGACAAUUCCUCUUGAAAAACUAAAAGGCCUUCAACGGGUUUUGCCCACAGACGAAGAGAUAAAAUUGAUAAAGAAAAAAGACUCCAACAAGUCAAUAAUCGGAUCGGCCGAGCUGUUUUGUCUGCAACUCAACAGUAUAUCCAACUACCAGUUGAGAAUAAAACUCAUGAUCGAAAAAGAAGAACUACCUGUUAUAGUAUCGGAAAUACACGAUCAACUGGACUGCAUCAAAGAAAUGUGCAAUGACCUAAUAACAAAUCAGCCGUUUAAGCAAUUCUUGUCGCUUGUGUUGUUUAUCGGCAACUACUUAAAUGCUGGAAGCUAUGCUGGAAACGCAAGCGGAUUCACAUUAGACACAUUACCUAAAUUGCUCGACACCAGAGCCAACAAGCCUAGAGUUACUUUCCUCCAUUUCGUCGUCGAAGUGGCUCAGACGAACAAUAUGGACGACAUACUGAGUUUCACUAAGUACACUGCGGCGCUCAGGAAUCUCUCCAGGAUAUCGUUUUUGUCGCUGGAAGAUGAAAUAAACAUCAAAACGAAACAGAUAAGAAAGUUACAUUUAGAGUUGUCAAAACAAACAAAAAAACAGAUAUGCUCUCAAUUCUCAGAUUUUAUGAAGCAAGCGGUUAUUGAUAUCGAAACUUUAAACAAUGAGUAUAAAAGUGCAACGGAGGUGAUUCAAAGAGUAGCGGUUCAUUUCGGCGAGGACGUUAACAAAUUUAAAAUCGAAGAAUGCUUUGCUUUGUUAGGAAAUUUCUUCGAGCGAAUCGACUCUGUUGCUAAGGAAAAUACAAGCCGCAGGAUUCAAGAGGAAAAUAAUAAAAUACUUGCCUCUAAAUUGGACAUGGAGAAAGACGUCCCGAAUGUCAAGAGGCGCGCCCGAGGAUCCAGGGUACCCAAGGACGAAGAAGUCUGUAUAGUGGAAUUGGUGUUGAGAGAUAUCAGAAGAGGAUCAUUUAAUUUAAAAAGCAUAAAAUCUGAAGGUGAAAAGCAAAUCUAA
Messenger RNA from Macrosiphum euphorbiae (potato aphid), 1596 nucleotides. NCBI's taxonomy places the organism in Eukaryota, Metazoa, Arthropoda, Insecta, Hemiptera, Aphididae. The record is from the annotation of a GenBank genome assembly.